AGGCGGAGCCGGGCCCGCGGCCUCGCCUGGACCCGAAGUUGCAGUGGCCGCGGGCCCGGGAGGCUGCGGUGGCGGCGGCUUGGCGACAUGGCCAUUGUCUCAGAGGACAGCUUUCAUCACAGUGCAAACUCCACCUACAGAACCGGAAGCAGCUCUCUACUAGCUGACCAGGAGACACUGCUGGAGAAGCUGCUGGACAGCCCGCCGUCUGGCCUGCAGAGGCCUGAGGACCGCUUCAAUGGCACCUACAUCAUCUUCUUCAGCUUGGGCAUUGGCUCCAUGCUGCCAUGGAACUUCUUUGUCACUGCCAAGGAAUACUGGAUGUUCAAAUUCCACAACUCCUCUAGCUCAGCCACACAGGGGGCCGCCGUGGGCUCAGACAUCCUGAACUACUUUGAGAGCUAUUUCGCCGUUGCCUCCACCGUGCCCUCAGUCCUGUGCCUCACGGUCAACUUCAUGCUUGUCAACAGGGUUCCGGUCCGUGUCCGUGUCCUGACCUCCCUGGCCAUCAUGCUGGCCAUCUUCGUGGUGAUGACUGUGCUGGUGAAAGUGGAUACCUCCUCCUGGACCUGCAGCUUCUUUGCUGUCACCAUGGUCUGCAUGGUGAUCCUCAGCGGCACCUCCACCAUCUUCAGUAGCAGCAUCUACGGUAUGACUGGCUCCUUCCCGAUGAGGAAUUCCCAGGCGCUGAUAUCAGGAGGAGCCAUGGGCGGGACCAUCAGCGCCGUGGCCUUGCUGGUGGACCUGGUAGUGUCCAGCGAUGUGACGGAUAGUGCCCUGGCCUUCUUCCUGACUGCGGAUGUCUUCCUCGCUCUCUGCAUCGGGCUCUACCUACUGCUGCCCAGGCUGGAGUACGCCAGGUACUACAUGAGGCCUGCUCAGCCAGCCCAUGUAUUUUCUGGUGAAGAGGAGUGGCCCCAGGACUCUCCCAAUCCCUCUUUGUUGGCCCCCAGGUCCAGUAACCCCCACAUGCCACCCCUCCGCCCCAUCCUGAAGACUACCGCUGGCCUGGGCUUCUGCAUCGCCUACAUCUUCCUCAUCUCUGCCCUCAUCUUCCCUGCCAUCAACGCCAACAUCGAGUCCCUCAACAAGGGAUCAGGCUCACUGUGGACCACCAAGUUCUUCGUCCCCCUCACCACCUUCCUCAUGUACAACUUCGCUGACCUGUGUGGCCGGCAGAUCACAGCCUGGAUCCAGGUGCCAGGGCCCAAAAGUAAGCUGCUCCCAGGGCUUGUGCUCCUCCGGACCUUCUUCAUCCCCCUCUUCAUGUUUUGCAACUACCAGCCCCGCGUGCACAUGGAGGUGGUGGUCUUCACGUCUGACAUCUACCCGGUCCUCUUCACCUCCCUGCUGGGGCUCAGCAAUGGUUACCUCAGCACCCUGGCUCUCAUGUACGGGCCGAAGAUUGUGUCCAGGGAGCUAGCGGAGGCCACAGGGGUAGUGAUGUCUGUUUACAUGUGUUUGGGUUUGCUGCUUGGCUCAGCCUUCUCUGCCCUACUCGUGCACCUCAUCUAGGGCAGCGGCCAGGGCAUCAGGGCCACGUGACCCUUCGGAGCCUCUGUAAGGUGGCGAGGAAGUGCUGGCAGGGCUUGGGUGGCGUGGAAGAAGGGGCUGGAGCUUCAUGGGUGCAGAAAGCAGAGCCCACCCAGGCCUCAUCUCUGCCCGCAAGGAACGAAUGAACCGUCUUAUGACAUUCCAGGCACUUUAACAGGACAUUCCGGAGAAUAGGACCAAUGAAGACGCAGUUCCAUAGUUACAAAGUGAGAGAAUCACUUUCAUAGCUGAUUCUUAACAUUCCACCCUUUAUGGCUUCAUGCUGGUUUCCAGCUCUUCUAAAAUGUGUUGCCAGUGUCUGAGCACCACUGAGUUGUUACAGAGCCAGUGUCAAAACCCAACCACAGGCUUUUUGCACUCUCCCAGCCUCGCUCCUUCCAUCUGACAGGAGGAAGCCAGAGAAUUCUAGAAUGGAGGUCCCCUUGGGAUGGCCAGGCCCCAGGCCCAAGCCCUGAGCCUGUGCAGACCCCGACAUGCUGCUUCUGAGACACUACCCACUAACCAGACUGGAAAACCCAGAAAGACAGGACUUCCAGGGAUCUUUCAUUCCAUAAACAUGGUCUCUGGAGGGCCUCCCUGCCCCAGGGACAGAGUGCACAGGGCCUGCGGCCUGUGGCUUGGGUCAGAGAGGGGGUCUUUCGAUGUUCAUGUUUACAACAUGUCAAGGCCAUUGGUUCAAGGGCAUAAUAAAUCCCUGGGUAUUUGAUAAGAACCUUGUUGGUGUACUAGUCAGGAAACAGAAGCAUACUCCAUUUGAGUCAUUCGAGGAUUCUUUAAGAGAAGGUAUAGGAAACCCAAGGUGCACUAUAUUCCGGAACGGGCAACAGUGAAGUAGUGAGGGCCUGAUGGGUAAGGAAAGGAGUCGUUCUAGAACCUGGAGAUGUGACCUUGGCCUGGAGUAGGGGGCAUGCCCAGCCUGCAGGGACCCUCAGGCGGGAGCUGAGGAAAUGCAUUCCCUCUCUUCCUCCCUCUGUCCUCUCCUCUGUGUUCCCUGUAGACUGAGCCACAGCCAAGGAGCAGGCUGAGUGGGUGGAGAGAGGACCUAGACGGGCAAUGGAAGGCGACCGGCCCAGGGUCCCAUCCAGAAUGGGGCCAGCGAGCCCCUUCAGUGACCUGUUUUUUACCAAAGUCAGUAAGUGCUGUGAAACUGGUCAGCAGAAUUGGCUGUGGUUUUGUCCUGGUUUGCUUUGGGUGGUUGUGUUUUGAUGUUGUUGCUUCAAAGGACACCCCCAGGGUUCCGUUUCCCCACCCGGGGAGACACAUUUACAAUACCUGACAUGAAUCCUAAUUUAUAUAUUAGGUUCCUCGAAGGCCCCUCCUACAAGGCUGUUCCUUGGGGGAGCAGGCUGACUUGGGAAUCAGAGAGAGAACAGAACUCCCUCAGACCAGGAGUUCCUUCUCAAGAACCAUGCAGAAAGAAGAGCUUGCCCAGAAGAAGUGGCAGCCACGAGAGCACAAGUUGGCUGUGUCUGUCCAGCGUGCAGGCUCGGUGGGCUCCAGCAGCAGCCGAUGGCACCGGGAAGCUGUCAGUAAUCUACCCAGCGGCGGCAGCUUAUAUUCCCCGCCUGUCUCAGUCUACUACACAAUGCUUUUUUGGCCAGAGAAUUGAGGAGGACACCCUUGAGAGGUUUUCUGAAACUCGAUACCUUCUCCCCUGAGCUUUUUUCACCCUGACUUUAAUGAUGUGGAUGAUGGCGGGGAUUGCCUUGUUGGUGACUCAUCGCAACCUCGGGUGCUUCAGAAAUGGGCAGUGUUGUUGGUUUGAAAGCAAAACAGCAGUCUCUGAGAGCCCAGAUGGGGUGGCCCUGGAGCUGACGCAAAGGAGUGGUGAGGGGUCUUGCAAGCUCUGUUGAAGAGGGGAUAGCGUUCAGAAGAAGUAGGGGAGGAGGCGCCCUGUUGGUGAAAUGAUUUGAAAUGAGCACGGAGUGAAGGGGAAGGGGGUGAUGACGCAGUGUAGGGGUGCUGAUGAUGGACGAAAUCAGCAGUGCCAGCUUCACUGUGCAGGGGCUGGCUGCUUGGCAGGGAAGGGGGAUGAGCCAGGCCUUUGCCCACUCCUUCACUCGCCUUGGUGGGCAUUUCACAAAGGAUCACUCCCUCUCAGAGGAGGAGGAAGGGAAAUUACGCCUCUCCAGGGAGAGGGGCAGAUGGUGGCUUCUUCAGGUGUCCUUGCCUCAUGACAGCAGCUCCUGGGGCUUGGCUGUUCUACGUCUCAAGUCUCCUGUGCUCCCAGCAGGCGUGUGGAAGCAGCCCACAUGCUUUGGGGGGAACAGAACUUGCUGAAGAAAAGGUGAUUCUGAAGACUUACCGUCAGUGAGGGGGUACUGGGGGGUCCCUGAGAAGUUGCCUUUGUCUAAUAAUUUUCUUUGAUUUAAUCCCAAGUGGCAGUGUCUUUUAGUGCAUAUUCUAGUAUAUUUCCAGACCAUCCACAUUUUCAUUUUCCUAAUUUUAUUCAAUAAAGCAACCCAGAGGCAACCAAACUAGGUGGCUGUUCAACUAGUGGAUGACAGGGACUUCUAAGACAAUGUUUGCGCCUACAUGCACGGGGACGUGAGGGGGUGUGACCAGGGCAGGUAUUACUAGCAAAGGCUUCAGCUGCCUUCUACCCAGGACUCUACGGAGGAGACGUGAUGCAGGAGGAGGUCCCUGCAGGACCAUGGCUUCUGGGAAGACUUAAUGCUUUUAUGGAGAACUCUAAGUAGAAGGAAGGGGGACAAACAUAACUUGAGAUACCUAUUCCAGUGUUUAUUUCAACACUCUGGGCUCCCUGAGUGAAAGCAUCUCGUGUCUAUGGUACCAUCAUCACUUCCUUGGUGGCAGCACUGUCAGUGCCAGUUUUGCCCAUGGUCUGAGUCACUGCUGCCCACACCCACUGGCUGAGUCACCCACUGCCCCACAUCCCAGUUCCCAGUCCAGCCCUGACCCAGGCAGGAUCCCAGAAGGCCUUUCAGCACACACUCCCCUGCUCCCCUAUAGGUAGACAUUGGGAUCAGGCACAUGGCCACAGACCUAGGAUCCAGGGCAGCCUUCCCACCAUGCUGCCUCAAUCCCUGGACCAGUAAUACUGCCCUGUGCCAGCUUUACAUGCAUUAUAUCCCUCAUCUGUAGAUGAACAUAAGAACAUGGUGAGGUUGAGUAACUUACCCAAGGUCACUCAGGAAUCAAACCUAGGUCUGCCUAAACUCAGAAGUCGUUGUCCAUGCUGCCUUCUUGGUUGAGCCCUGACCCUUUCCUUGGUUCUUGGCACCUGUCACCCCUAUUCCGUGCUCCGUGGUCUGGCUGGAGUCUUGUGGCAAACAGAUGAUGGAUUACCCAGAAUUCCGGCACCGACCUUGGACUAUGUUGACCUGUUCAGGGUAGCUGCCUGCUGGACUGGGCCCCCAUGGACCCUGACCCUGUGCCUACCGUCUUCAGCACAGGAUCUUGGGCUGUUGACAGGCCCUGCCAUUUGCCCAGUCUAGUCCAGUCCCCCAGCCCCUCCUAGUCCCACCAUCCUCUUCCUCCCCUAUGCCAGCCCCUGCUGCUCAGGUGCCUGUGUAUGUGGACCUGUGUUGGGACAGCAGGCAUGUAGGUAGGGCAUAGAACAUAGUUUAGGGGGUCAGGAAGUCUUGCCCCCAGCCCCAUCAGGCACUGGCUGUGUGUCACUUAAUCUUCCGGAGUCACACUUCCUCAACUGUAAAAUGAGGAUAAUGGUUAAGUACCAGAGUUGUGACUGUCUGCUGUGCCACUGAGCCAGCCCAUCACACCCGGUCACGCCCACGCACCAGCACACAGAUCCACAGACUGCACCAGGGUUCAGGCCUAUGGAGCAGGAUGACUCAGGACACGUCCACACCCUCGGCCCCCACCCAUGGUUCAGCCACUCAGGAAGGUGAAGGCAGCCUCAACCUGAAAUAACAGCUGGCUGCUGGGGCUGAGACCCUAAAGGAGAGUGACCAAGAUGGCCAUACUCUGCCCCCACAACAGGCUCCAGCCAGCUGACCCACUGGCCCUGCCUGGGGGCCUGGCUGUACCCCACUGACAACAGUUUCUACCCUGGCCUGGAAUUUAGAGGGAGCUCUGGGCCAUAGCUUGGAAUAGAAGAAUACAGACACAGCCUCCAGUCACCCAAACCGAGGUUUGAAUUCUGGUCCUGCCAACUAGCUGUGUCACUUUGGCCAAGUCUUGCUGGAACCCUCUUUUCUCUUCUCUAAAAUGGAAAACCUCCCAGGGCUGUUGUAAGGAUAAAAGUGGCCUCAGUAUUCAAUGUAAAAGUAUCUGGCACAUAGUACCAAAAACCAAACCCACUGCCGUCAAGUCGGUUCGUUUCUUGCACUUUUUGCUGCCACCUGGACAGUUUGCUGUGAUGUCAAAAGCCUUCCUGUGGCAGAUUGUGCCCUCUACCCCUGACCCCACGCUGUCUAUCUUCUCCAGUUUUGACCCCCGUUGUUUGAUGGUCAAGCCCCCAGCCUGGGUCUGCCUACCAGUCAGGGUCAGGAGACACUAGGCAGAAAGCUGGAAACCCAAAAUACUAGACCAAGUGCACUCUGACCUUUGGCCAAGCCACUGCACUUUUUCCCUCUAAGCCUCAGCUAGAAAAACAAGCAGCCAACACCUAUCCUACCUCCAUCAUAAUACACGUGGAUGCCCUCUGGAAAAUGGUCAUGUCGGAAAAUGGUCCCGAGAGCCUGGGCUGGAGCCAGACUGGCUAGGUUUGAAUCCUGACUCACCACUUCCUGGUACAUGACCAUGGUCCAGGUUAACCUCUGCCUCCGUGUUCUUACUCGGGCCUCAUAUGUGGUUAUUGUGUGCAAUAAAUGACGUAUUGGCAGUGCAUAGAAAGUAUUUAUAAUUGAGCAUGGUACAUAAUCCAUGGUAAUUACCAGCUUCUGGGAGGCUGUGUGCUUCAGACCUUUCUGGUCUACCCGACUCUCCACUGUCAGUACAUCACCCUCAUUUCCCUUCCUUACUAGGUUCUGGGCUUGCCCCCUGAGCCCAGAACACACAUUCAGCUGCUGGGUCUGUCUUAACAUUCAGAUGCUUUCCUUCUCUCCUCACCUACCUGCCUUGCCUACUUGCCUUUGAUGGAGGCAGCCGGAAAAGCAUUUCUUGCAGAUGUGCCUCAGUUUCCUUAUCUGUAAAAUGGACGGCUUACAUAGUGCCUACCUCCCAGGGUUGUUGUGGAAAUUAAAUGCACUAAUCCUUAUAAAGCUAUGUGCCAGUGCCUGGAAUGUAAUAAGCUCCUCACACCUGUUACAUUACUACUUCUCCUCCCCACCGCCCUGUGAGGCUGGCAGGUCAGGAGUUGUCCUCAUCGUUUUUUAGAUGAGGCAGAAUGGCAGAGAACGUAACUCAGUUACUGAGGCUCAGGCUGCCAACGGCAGAUCCCCUGACUCUGCAGUGAAAUAGCUGCAGACGGGAAGUCUGCACGAUGCUCUCAGAGGUCCACUUCUCCUGCUGGUGGGAGGGUCCCCUUUAGAGAAAUGAGAAUAACCAGCUCGGCCAACAGUUUCAGUCCUGAGGAUCAGUCCCAGGACGCUGGAUGCAGGAGGUGGCUUCAGACUGAAUGAGUCAGAGAGCCACCCAGCUGAGGGGCCUGACACCGGCCUGCUGGCACCUCCACGAGGGCCCUCCUGAGGUCGCCCUGUCUCAUUUGAUUUCUGGUGCACAGUCACUGUGAGAAGUGCUGCUUAUUGGGCACCACUCCAGGACAGGCAUGUGCCAAGCAUGCGGGUGCGUAAUCUUACACAAUCCAUUCAGCCGCAUUAUGAGGAAGUAGUAGUAUCCCCAUUUUAGAGACGCCGAAACGAAGACUCAGACACACAGCUGCUAAGUGGCAGAGCUGAGAUUGAAGCCCAGGUCUGGCUGACUCCAGGCCUCGGGCCCCACAGCAGCAGUCCUCAUCAGCCUCACCUGACGUGCUCGGUACCCGCAGACUGCUGUGCCCACCCCCAGGGUUUGAAAGUCCCAGGUAGAACGCAUGCUGCUGGUCAGGGAAGCCCGCUUCAAGCACCACUGUGCUGGAGCACCAAGGACUGGUUGGGAGAGAGAGGGCCCAGGAGGGAGUCAUUAGAGGACCUAACGCACGGUGAACACUUGCUCCACCUUCCUUACAAAUGUGCGCAGCCUCAGGGCAGAGCCUCUGCAUUUUAAGUGCCAGACUCAUCUUCUCCACCAACCCCCAAGGGUGGCACCCAGUGGCUUUACUCCUCAUUCCAUCUUUCCCACCUGCUCUCUUCAGCCCAACACCGUAAAGUCACAGAAGGGAGAGAGGAGGGAGGGAGUGAGAAAGGAAGGGGCCCAGGGCAUGUCUGCCUCAGCCCAUGGCUAGGAGAUGACAAACUGGAAGGAGUCCGGGUCUCACCUCCUCCCAGGCCCUCCUCCAGCUGGGGAGCAGCAGGGUAGGGUGCGGGGCUGCCUCCUGCCAGGGGCGGAGUCACACCUUGUACCUGCUCUUGAGCUCAUUAGCUGUUGAGGUGGUGGUAAAUGUUUUUCAUUUUGCUGAGUCUUUGCUGAGACUCAAAAAGGGAAAUGAGCCAUUACCAAACAGCAAAGCUUUUUGAAACAGAAAUUCAAUCGACUGCAUUUUCUCAUAACAUUUUUUGAGCUAAGAAUGCAGAGGUCUGGCCUUGCUUUAUCAAAAUUGUCUUUGAGAGUUGUCUCAGGCUUGCCUUCUGCUUGCAAAGUUCUGGGAGAAAGGAAUAGGAGAGGUUAGAUGCUAAAAUGUGCCAGGCUGGUUAAUGCCACACCAGAUGGUAUUUAGUGGCUGGUCCCUGGCUUGUUGUUGAGGAUGUUGGGGACUUUCCCUUUCCUUGCCUUUUGUGGUUAAGACCCUCAGCCUUUGCCCUGUGGGGUAAGAAUCGGCUUCCCCAAUUCUUGAACUAGGGGGAGCCAGGCCAGAGGGCUUAGAAACAGGGGUCAGGGCCUGAGUUUGUCUGACUUUGGGCCAGUCGCUAACUUUUCUGAGCCUGUGUUCUCAUCUGUGGGGAUAUCGAUCUUGCAUACUCAGAGUUCUGAGGUCAGAGUGCCUUGUAAACUGCACAGGUGUACAAAAUAUUAGCUAUUGUUAUUAUCAUUAUACUGCCCUUAAACCCAUUUGCACCCUAUUCCAACAGGCAAAGAAUCUACAUGACCAAGGGAACAUUACAGCCUAGAGCCCUCGCCCUCUCCCCCUCUUCUGGACCAUGCUCUGAGUACCUGGGACUGCUGAAUUCCUUGCCCCGAUGGGCCCGAGGCCACUCCAGGGCCUGAGCAGACCCUUUCCUAGGUCCAUCCUCCCAAGGCAGACGGCUCAAGACACUCCUAGCCUCCAGUAGUGGCCGUGUGCACGUGAUGCAGGCAGUUUAGACAUGUGAGUUGCAUUGUUCAUACUUGUGCACAACCUCUAGGCUGUGCACCAUCACAUUCCAGAGCAGAACUCUGAGGGGUCGGAGGAUUCUAGAUUGAAGCCUGGCCUUCCAGGCUGUUAUAAAGCUGUAUGUGUCAAGGCAGAAGGAGGAACAUAUUCUAAGAGUUUGUUACUUGAUUUAUAACUUUUACAUACUCAGACACGUGGUAUACGGGCCUCCGUUUGUACUCUUGCCCUAGGCCCCACCAAUGUUAGGAGCAGGGCUCCUUUGUUACCAGAAGACUGAAUUUCCACUUUCCCCUAUUUAAGCCAGACAGACCUCUUAUUUCCCUCCUCGGUCUUUCUAAAUUCGCAAAGCUAUGCCUUAUUAGGGAAUGUGGCUAGGUUUAGUAGAGAUCGGUGGCAAUUCUAAGGCCUCUCUUUCUUUUCUCCCUUAAACCAUUUCUCAUUCCCUAAGGACUCACAGGGAAGACCACAGCAGGGACCAAGGGUCCUCCCUGGUCAAUGGCCCUCCUCUUCUUUGUCUCCCGGCAGUGGGGGUUUGUGCUACUUCAGGGUAAGAUCGAGCUCCAUCCUGCUGCUGCUGUGGUAACCCUAAGCCAUGGGGACCAGAUGAUACUUAGAGAAGCCGUGUUUCCAUCCGGGUCAGGAGGCCAGACCCUGGAAGCCUGGAUUUCUGUGUAGGGAGCAACUACAGGAAGAGUGGUGCUGCCUGUUCCUCCCUCAUCUCCAUCCUGGAAGAGCACAGGGCCUCAGCUGGCAGAGGGGCAAACUCGGUUGGUUGAAGGUAACAGCCAGCCACUUCACCAAGAUCAUCCCAUGAGUUGGGGCCCUUUCUGGGGGUAGAACCUGGAUCUCCUAACUCUUCCUUAGACUGCUGCUGAUGGCAACACUGUCCACACUUUGCUGCACAUAAAACCCUUUACCCAUCUCUCCUUCCCACUCAGAUACCAUCUGGCAGUGCAGACUCUGAUCCAGAGGUGGGGUUGCUUGCCUCUGUGAGUUAAGCCCCAUCCCCAUCCCAGAAGGUUAAUAUAGGAAUAGUUGCUCCUCCCUAGCCCCCAACUGGGCUCCUGGGGUCCUGGGAAGAGGCAGCAGCUGUGGAGGAACAGCUUUGGGUGCGCAUCCCCUUCUGCUGAAUGGCUGCUCAUCUCACGUGUGCCCAAGAUGGCUGCAGUGUGGAGGGGAGUGGGGGGAGGCUCGCACUUACCCUGGAGACCCUAAAAGAAUCCGAGCAAAUGCUAGAUAUGAGACAUGAGCACUAAAUCAGGCUCCAAAUAUAGAAAAGAUCUACCGGUACUGAGCUGGGUGAUGUUGGGUGCUACUGGGCAGGGCAUGAGACAACGCAGAACUUCAGCAUGUGGAAGUUCUUCCCUUUUCAAUUGCUUCUAUCCUGAUUACGCACAAGAGAGUUUCAGUUUUGCGUUUGAACAUCUUCAAUGCCCCACUAAAACUUGCUACUCUGCCUUUGCAACAAAAAGAGGAUCAGGCCUCAGUUCAAGGUCUUGCCCAGUAGGAUUGAGAACGUUUUGUUUCCAUUUGUAUUUCUUUUUAUGGUUUCUUAACUUCUCCUUAUGACAAAUGUUACUAUAAAGUUUGCUUCAUUUAAAGAAGAAAAUUAAAUAAAAAAUAUACAGGUGGUACUUGGGUGUGGUGAAUAUCAUUCAAGUUUAGCACUGUAUAGGCAGGGAAGCUGAGACCCAGGUAAAAAAGGCCCCAAAGCCCAGAAUGGGCAAGUGUCUGGGAUGUUUAGAAAGAACCUAGAUAGCUGUCUGCCCUGAAAACCACAGUCUUCUGCUUGAAGGUGAACUGGGUAAAGUCCUUUCUAACUUCAGGCUCCCCAUUAUCUCCUUUUGGGAUUGGUGUUUCAUUAUUUCCAUUUUGGCUAAGAAAAAUUAGAACUUGUCCCCUUUAAACUCAGGGCAGAAACCUGACCAUUUCUCAGAGGCAACAGGCUCCAGACUUGGCCACGGAGUUAGCCAUAACUGGUAGAGGAAAGAGAAGUGCAAGUAGAAGUAGAAGACAACGUCACAGUGCCAGGAAUACUUUUAAGGACUUGAAACCUUGGGGAGAAGCAGAGAUGUCUUCCAGAUUGCCCCUGUCCUAGUGCACACAGCAGCACGUCCUUAACAAAGUCCUGGAGUCACACUCCAAAGGCCACUCUCCGAUGUUGAUAUGACUUGCCACAUGCUCACCAACCUUGAGCACGUAGUAGGUGUCAGGCACCUGGCUAAGCCCUUUACGUCCUCUCCUCAAUCCUCACAAGAAGCCUGUAAGUUAAAGUCACCGGCCCUGGAGUCACACUCACACCAGCUGGGGUGGAAAUCUGGCUCUCUCGCCUAGCAUGCUAUGUGACGUUACCAAACCAAAUCCGCUGCCGUAGAGUUGACACCGACUCACAGCAGCCUAGCAAGGCAGAGAACUGCCCCAGAGGGUUUCCAAGGAGCAGCUGGUGGAUUCAAACCGCUGACCUUUGGCUAGCAGCCGAGUUCUUAUCCACUACACCGCCAGGGCACCAUGUGAAGGUUAGUGCAAAUUAAAUUCCCUCCCUGAGCCUCAGUUUCCUAAUCUCUAAAACGAGGACAACAUUACACCUCUGAAGACAGUAAGGUUUCAGUGGAACGCUUACGAAGGUUAGGAAGUAAGCAAUCAGCAGCCAUGUUACUUAUUAUUCACUACUGGGGAAAGCGAUACCAGGGAGGCAAAGAAGCUUCUGGAGGUCCUGCGGCCCCAGGUCACCAAGCCAGGCCGGGCCGGCCUGAUUGAUUGGCGGGCCCGGGGCUGCCUCGCCCACCCCCUCAGGG
This is a messenger RNA of Loxodonta africana (African savanna elephant), 11682 nucleotides long. It is a transcript of the gene SLC29A3, whose product is annotated as solute carrier family 29 member 3. Bases 88 to 1515 code for a protein of 475 amino acids. Gene Ontology annotation, cellular component: plasma membrane; Golgi apparatus. The record is from RefSeq and is a predicted model, not a curated record. The transcript is spliced from 6 exons. Lineage: Eukaryota; Metazoa; Chordata; Mammalia; Proboscidea; Elephantidae. Gene Ontology annotation, biological process: nucleoside transmembrane transport. Gene Ontology annotation, molecular function: nucleoside transmembrane transporter activity.